AUGGCAUUUAAUCAGAUUAUGGAUAUUGAUUGUCGAAUCUCUGCGAAUACAUUUUCACAUAGUGUUCGAACUAAUUAUCCAGAUGUAUUUUUAUGUAAAACUUUACUUGAUGCAAUCAGACACAUUCUUAGCAAUAAUUCAUUUCAAGGAAGUCAUGCAACGUUAACUGAGGAUCAAGAGCAAAUCUUUGAAAUAAUUGAGAACUUAAACACAUGUCCAGACACGAUGUUUAAAUACUUACGAAAACAUUUUGCGAAACAUUUUGAUAUUGAUUUAUAUAUUAUGGCUUUCAUUAAUGAAAAAUUUUCGUUAAUCCAUGAUGAUAGUUAUGAUAAAGCAAACGUAGCUUAUUUACUACUCAAUAAAGAUAAUACAGUUCAGGGACCCUUAUAUAUCACAAGUGUUAAUGGUAAUAAUGAGACCGUCUUUUCCAAAGGCGAUCCUGAUAUUCAUGUAGAUAUGUAUAUAUAUUUGGCUCAUCUCAAUAAUACCAAACCAUCAAGUGAUAUCCCUCAAAUACAAGAGCAACAAGCUGUCCAUUGUAUGCAAGAACUUAUUGAAAAUUCAUCAAUCGAUGAUAUUUCAAAUUUGACAAAUCAAAUAAAUCUCUCUAACUCUGUUCAAAUAGAUGCUAAGAUUCAAUUUCGUAUUUUACUUAAGCAAUUUUUACAGCAAAUGUUUCGAUUAACUGAUGAACUUCCAAUAGAUGCUCAUCUAAUGAAUGAAGCUAGCCAACAAUUCGAAAAUAUUUCAGUUAAUAUUCUUGAAUCUAUACUUCCUAGUCAUCCAUGCAAUCCAACUAUCGAAAUUAAUUAUAUGCAUUCUACUGAUUUUUCAACCAACUUACAAUAUGAAACGAAUCAAAUUGUAUCUGAUGGUGAAGCUCCAUUAAAUAUUUCUGUACCAACAAUCUAUGGCCCACCAACAUUGAAGAAACCAUUAAAAAAUACAUUUCAUCCUCGAAAUUUAAAAGAAUUCGCAAAGACUAGAAGUUCUCCUAUACAGUGCAUUAAUUCCAAACAACGUGAAGCAUUACAAAUAGAAGUUCCUCCUGAUGAUGAUAAUUUAUUAUAUCUUGCUACAGAACUUCGUAAUCUUGAUGGACAAAUUCAUCUAGCAAAAGUUAUUGUUCCAGAUAAAACAACGACAAGGAAUGAAUCAUUAAUAAAUAAUAAUGAUCGGAGAUGUUUGAAAUUUGACAAAUGUCAUCCAGAUGAUAUAGUCGAUCUUUGUAACAACCGGAUCUAUUCAAAAAUCAGUUCGCAAGAUCGUCAAGCUUUAGUAAAAAAGUAA
Molecule: messenger RNA, 1293 nt
Organism: Rotaria sp. Silwood2
Lineage: Eukaryota; Metazoa; Rotifera; Eurotatoria; Philodinida; Philodinidae
Source: the annotation of a GenBank genome assembly